Argiope bruennichi is the source of this 2180-nucleotide messenger RNA. Its product is annotated as corticotropin-releasing factor receptor 2-like. The transcript has 11 exons. The record is from RefSeq and is a predicted model, not a curated record. Gene Ontology annotation, cellular component: plasma membrane. Lineage: Eukaryota; Metazoa; Arthropoda; Arachnida; Araneae; Araneidae. Gene Ontology annotation, biological process: cell surface receptor signaling pathway; adenylate cyclase-modulating G protein-coupled receptor signaling pathway. Bases 1 to 1341 code for a protein of 446 amino acids. Gene Ontology annotation, molecular function: G protein-coupled peptide receptor activity; peptide hormone binding.
AUGAUCAUGUUAAAAGGCCAUUAUUUGCUAAAAACCAGGUCUCAAUUUUGCAUUCUUUCUUCUUUUGCAGAACCAUUUUGCAAAGCAAUUUGGGACUCCUUCUAUUGCUGGCCCUCUACUCAAGCGGGGAGGAUUGUCUCUCGACCUUGCUCGGUGAUUUUCGCGUCCUUCGACGUCGGCUUCAGAGGGUCCCAUUCCAAAGAAAAUGCGGAAGCAUUCCGCGUCUGCUCCGAAGAUGGACAAUGGCUUUGGGGCAACUGGACGAAUUACACCCAAUGCUUGGACCUAUUGCCUCACGAUCCGGGUAAUGCCGUUGGUCAUUUAACGGUCAGUUACAUUUUAUUCGUUUGCUCCUUCAUAUCUCUGAUUGCUCUGGUGUUGACCCUGGGAAUUUUCUGCUAUUUCAAGUCUCUGCAGUGUUCUCGUCUUCGUGUUCACCGCAAUCUGGUGGUGUCACUCAUCAUCCACUCGAUUCUUCUCAUGAUCAUCCCAUCGACCGUCAUAUUCCGCUCAACGUUUCCGACCUACACCGACGUGGAAUGGCUGUGCAAACUUCUGAUGUGUGUAAAGAUGUACUCUGCUAUGGCCAGCAUCAACUGGAUGUUUGUGGAAGGACUGCUCCUCCACAGCAGGAUCACAGUAUCCGUUUUCAAGCAGGAUGCUCCUUUCAAGCUUUACUAUCUCAUUGGAUGGGGCUUGCCAUUCGUUUUCGUCUCUACAUGGGCUUUCUUGAUGUCUAAAGAACUGCACACACCAUGUUGGAAGGGAUAUGGAAAAUCAAGCUACGUGUGGAUUCUUACUGGCCCAAUGGUUAUCGCUCUGUUGGUGAACAGCGUAUUCAUGGUCAACAUCGUUCGAAUCUUGAUCACAAAACUGAACCGCAGCUCGUCUAUUGAAAGCAGGCAAAUGAAGAAAGCUGUGAAGGCAACAGCCUUAUUGUUUCCGCUGCUUGGUCUUACCCACCUCAUGUUUUGCAUCAAUCCCAAAGAUGACGCCACCUUUGAAGAAGCUUACAUGAUCACCAAUGCUAUUUUACAGUCAUCUCAGGGAUUUUUUGUGGGACUACUCUACUGUUUCAUGAAUUCAGAAGUCCAAACUGUGCUGCGGAACAGUUACCUGAGAGCAGUCAUUCGACGCAAUCCAAAUCACAAGUACAUGAGAACCAGAAGCUUACCGCGCACCUCGACUGCAUUUCUCUCCCACACAGAAGUCUCGAUGACCGACACUGCUCGACACAAAGUCGCACCCCACAGAAAGAAUCUCAUUCCACUGCGUGAAGUUUCCGUGAAUGGCAAAAAGAUGGAUGAUGACAAGGACCCGGAGAGGACAUAUGUCUUCUAAAUCUUCUUCAUUUCAAACAGAACACAAUCCUUCAAUUAAUCACAUCAAGCACCGAAGAUACCUAAGUAAUUACUGAAGUUUCAAAAGAACUAUCCAGCAACUGACGCUGAUAAACAAAGACAAUUUGCAAUAUUCCCAAGAUAUGAAUAAUUUGACUAAAAAUAGAAUGCUGUAAAAUUGUAGAAAUGUUGAUAUGCUGUAUGAUAACCUGUAGUUCAAAGAAAACUCUUGAUAAUGGUAAUUCCCUAAUAUUGUUAUCAGAGUGUGAUUUUUUUUUAUUGAAAAAACAAAAUUUUCAAAGCAAAUUUUAUUAGACCAUUAUUUAACGAUUCUUUUGAAAGUUAAUAAAAAACAAGUGGGUCAGGUAAAGAGAGGAAAUUAAAAUUAAAAAAAAGCGUUUAAUGCUUUUCUGUAAAAUUAUCAUAGUUCAGGAAUUUUAUUUAUACAAUGAAUGCCAUAGUGUCUAUACUCUGUGAAUGACCUUUUGCAUACCGGAACAUUCAUUGAUGUAAUUUAAUAUUCUUUUUAAUGUUUUUAAAAGUUAUGUUAAUUUUGCUUAUCAUUAAAAGCAACAGAAUGCCAAGAAAUUCAAAUAUAAUAACAAGCUAAGUUUUCUCAAGUAGAGUAUUAAAAGUUGGUCUAAUAUACUUCCUUGGUAACUUGACAUUUUUUGUCAUUAAGUUACGAAUCGGUCACACUUUAAUAAUGCACCUAUAUGACAUAUGUUACAACUUAAUCAUGAACAUCUCAAGAUUGAGUUUUUAGAUUAUUACAAAAUUCAAGUGUCAUCUUUAAAGAUUGGAAAGUAAAUAUUAAUAAUAUAAAAAAAUAUAUAUUAA